CAUCUGAAGGCCACACCAAGUUUGGAGAGAGCUUUGGCUAUUGACUCUGCAAACAGUUGCGCGACUUCUGCGCACUGUGCGCUUCAGCAUGCGCUGACCCCAGUGCCCUGUCAUGUGUCGUGGCCUACCACUUGGUGGUUGAGUGGCUGUUGUUCCCCCCAGUUGCUUCCACUUUGUUAUAAUCCCACUAACAGUUGAGCGUGGAAUAUUUAGUACCAGGAAAUGUCACGGAUGGACUUAUUGCCCAGGGGGCCACCUAUCACGGGACCACGCUUGGAGUCACUGAGCUCCUGAGAGCGACCCAUUCUUUCACCAAUGUUUGUAGAAGCCGUCUGCAUGCCUAGGGGCUUGAUUGUAUACACCCUGUGUCCAUGGAGGGGAUUGGAACACCUGAAUCACAUGAUAUGGAGGGGAUUGGAGCACCUGAAUCACAUGAUUGGAGAGGAUUGGAACA
This is a messenger RNA of Staurois parvus, 454 nucleotides long. NCBI's taxonomy places the organism in Eukaryota, Metazoa, Chordata, Amphibia, Anura, Ranidae. The record is from the annotation of a GenBank genome assembly.